This is a messenger RNA of Panonychus citri (citrus red mite), 5173 nucleotides long. RefSeq names its product atrophin-1-like. Lineage: Eukaryota; Metazoa; Arthropoda; Arachnida; Trombidiformes; Tetranychidae. The record is from RefSeq and is a predicted model, not a curated record.
UCUUCUUUCCUCUCGUGAUAACUUCCAAUUCAUAUUCUGCUCUCUUUCUCUUCCAUUAACCUUUUUUUCGGUUACCAAAAACACUCUUACCUUCAAUUUACCUUUUUUUCUAAUACGAUCAGUUGAUCAUUUUCAUUAAUCAUUAGAGUUUAAUUGUUAUGGACAAACUAACUGAUUAAGAUUCGUAAAAUUUUUUAAUAAUGAUAAACAAAAGAUGAUAAAGUUGAUUAAAUAUCAAUCGUAUGAUGAAUCUUUGAUUUGAUCUUAGUUAUGGAUCAAUGAUUGAUUCAAUUUCCAUCAAUUAACCAAUCCUUUUUUAUUUUAUUAAUUAAUUGUUUUCUCUAAUUUUAUUCUCUCUCUCUCUCUCUCUCUCCUUUUAAUUUUCUUAUUGGUCAUCCAAUUAACCAUGAAAAGUAGACUCAAGGAGAUUAAAUCAUUUGAAGAUAAUCAAAUCAAUUGGAAUCGUCCUGAUGAUCAGUUGAAAUCUUCAAAUGUAAGUUCAAUUUGUUUUAAUAGUCUUUCUGAUCAUCCCAAUCCUAGUGACAAUUUAUUAAUUAGUUCACAUACAAAGUGGUUUAAAAAAUCAUCCUACAAAUUAAAUGGAAAUAUAAAAAGUGAUCCAAUUAAAUUACCAAUCAUGAUGAUUACGUUAAUUGUUUUGUGCCUUGCAAUUGUGUCCAAUGGUCAAAGGACCGAUUGGUUAAAUCCAUUGUUUUCCUAUUCAUCAUCUUCACCUUUAAACUUGCCAAUAUCAUCAUCAUCUUCAUUACAUACAAUUCAAAGGAGAAGCUCAUCUUAUCCUUCAUUAUCUUCACCUUUCUCUCCCUCAUCAUCAUCAUCAUCAUCUUCAUCUCCAUCAACUGGAUUAAAAUCACUAUUCUCAUCUUUAAUACCAAGCUCAUUAAUUCCUAGAGCUCUUGGUGGCAAUAAUGGUGGCGGUGGUGGUGGUAAUCGAGGUUCAUGGAGAAAUUAUUUUCCCUCUUCGAUUUUAUCAUCUUCAUCCUCUGAUCAAUCAAAUCCUUUCGUUAAUUCAUUAGGAUCUUCCUUGUCAUCAUCAGAAUCAUCAUCAAUCCCAGCAUUCGCUUAUACACCUUAUACGGUUGAAGAAUCAGUUCCAGCACCAAUAUCGUUUGAUUCAUUUUCCUCUUCAUCAUCUUCAUCCUCAACAGGUUCUAUGCCAAAUCAAUAUGUUCCUUCAACAAUUAACAGUAAUCUUAAUUUCGGUAAUAAUAAAGGAUUUCUGUCAACUGGUUCAUCAACAAUUAACAUGAACAGUGCCUUCCAACCAAUGUCAUCGACUAACAAUUUUGUCGCAGUUAAACCAAGUCAAACUUAUUCAUCAGCUGAAUCUUACCCUUCGGUUGGCUAUGCAUCAACCUCAUCGGGAUCUAAUUUAGUACCAAAGGUCAGUUAUCCGUCGUCAAUGACCGUACGAUCACCUUCAAUGGUAUCUCCUGGUAAACGAAGUAAAUCUCAACAAUCAGAGGCUUCUGAACAAUCAUCGGGACCUACAAUUAGUAUUGGAGGUGCACCGGGUGGUGGGACAGCAAUUAGAUUCGGUAAGGCACAGAUCACCUUUAAAAAAGGUCAAAUAAGUGUCGGUCCAGCGGCUAAUGGACAAUCAAGUAAACCGAUCAAGAAAAAAUCAACUUACUCAUCAGCACCGAUCGCUGGUGGUUUACCUUCAGCAAGUUCAAAUCGAGGUAUUUCACUUGAUUUAGGACGAGGAUCCUCAGGUCGAGGUGUGUCAAUCAGCUUCGGAGGCGGAGGUGGCGGUGGGUCAUCACCUUCAGGGAGAUCGAGAGGUCAAUCUGCUGCUUCUGCUAAUCAUCAUGAUGAAGAUAAAGCAGGAAGUGAAGGGCCAGGAAUCUCAUUCGGCGGUGGAUCAGGUAUUCGACUUCCAUCAAUCAGCUUUGGUAAUGGUGGGUUAACCAUCGGCGGAGGAGGUGGAGGGGGACAAGAUGAUUACGCUGAUGGUUCGGGUAAAACAGCCGCCGAAUCAUCUUAUCCCAGUUACCAUGGAAGUGGAUACGGUAAAUCGUACUACAAGCCACCUCCUCGACCCCGAAUAAAGCUCAAGUUGCCGCAUUUCCCCAAGACUUACAUUGAAUCGAACCUUAAAUUACCUCCUCUCAAGGUGAAACUUCAUGCAGCUCCGAGAGUAAAAAUCACCACUGGAACCAAAGAUCCGCUUGAGCCAAAACCAGUUGAAGAAGAUCAUAACAUGAGUGAUAUUUUCCUUCCACCUGAACCUUUUCCCAAAAAGACCAACGGAUCGGAAGAGGAUAAAAAUAAAGAUAAAGUUCCCAUUGAACCACCGCCACCUUCUCCACACUCUCCUGGUCCAUAUCCAUAUCCACCACAUCCUCAUCAUCCUUAUCCUCCUCCUCCACCACCUUAUCCAGGACAUGGACCAUAUCCACCUCCACCAUCAGGUCCUCAUGGUUCACCCAAUCCAUAUUAUCCUCCACCACCAAUACCAGGAAGUCAUCCAGUUCCUCCUCCUGGACAUGGUAAUGGUCAUCCAGUUCCACCUCCACCCUCAUAUCAUCAAUCAUACAACAAUUAUGAGACUGAAAAAUAUGCAAAUAAUUAUCAAUAUUCAUCAGGAUCAAGUUACAAAUCAUCAAGUGGUGAUAGUUACUCAGCACCAUACAAAGCAGCCGCUUCAGGUUAUUCACCAUUUCAGCCCAUUAAUAAUAACGGUAAAUGGUCUGGUCCACCGGAGGGAAGUCCCCAUUCAACAAACAGGGUCACUCUCGCAGCAAAUGGUGCAAGUUACCCAGUUGGAGGUAAUGGUCAAGAGAUUGCACCAAGUGGAAGAUCAUAUACAGGAUAUGGUCCACCCCAUCAACCACCACCACCACCACCAUCACCUCCUUCUGUUCCUUAUCAACCUCAUCAUGUGCCUUAUCCUCCUCCACCUCCUGGACCACCCGGACCGGGAUAUUCUGGUCAUCCAUCACCAGGAUACGAAAGUAAACCCAAAUACGGGGGCAGUUACCCGAAAGAAGUUUUCGGUAAAAAGAUCGUCAAAUAUAAUCGAGCCACAAAUGAUAAACCUCAGCUCAUUUUGGACAUUCGUCCAAGGAUAAGUCUACACAGUGUCAACGCAACUCACCCCGAAAAGAAGCACAAACACAAAGAUCCAUUCUUCAAGCUUAAACUCAACCCAGUUUGGCUCAAUCGAACUGAAUCUUAUGGCUAUGGGUCAGGAGAUAAUAGUGGUUAUGGUGGUGCUUAUGGUCAAACAUAUCCAACAUCAACCACUUCGACAACACCAGCACCCGGAAGAACCGAAAGAGCCACAGUGACCACAGAAUCAAGUCGAACGACAUCAGUAACAGAUGAUUACGAUUAUCAAGAUUCGACCACCGAGAAGAGUAAAAAGGAAGAUAAAAAAGAUGCGGAUGAAAGUGAUUACGAUUAUGGUGACGAUAAAAAGAGCGACAAGGAUAAAGACAAGGAGAAGGAGAAAGAAAAAGAAAAGGAAAAGGAAAAGAAGAAGGAAGAUAAAAAAGAUGGAGAUGAUUACGAUUAUGAUGGUGAUGAGAAGAAAAAGGAUAAUGACAAAAAGGAGAAGGAAAAAGAGAAGGAUAAAAAAGAAGAUAAAAAAGAAAAAGAAAUCAAAAAGGAUGGAGAUGAUUACGAUUAUGAUGAUAAGGAGAAGGAAAAGGAAAAGGAAAAGGAGAAAAAGAAAGAUGAAGAUGAGAAGAAAAAGAAAGAGAAAAAAGAUGAAAUCGAAGAUGACAAAGAGAAGAAACCAAACAAGGAAGACAAAAAGGACAAGAAAGAUGAUGAAGAUUUUUCAUAUGAUGAUUACGAUGAAAACGGUAAAGGUAACGGUAAAAAGAAGGAGAGUAAAGACAAAUCAAAGGAUAAAAAGAAAGAUGAUGAAGAUGACAAGGAAAAGAAAAUGGAGAAGAAAAAGAAAUCAGAUGAUUACGAUUAUGGGGACGAAGAAUCAGGAAAAUCGAAUAAAAAAAGCGAAAUGAAACCAACAUCAGAUGAGAAGAAAAAAGAAUCGACCUCAACGACGACCAGUAAACCAGCGGGGAAAAAGGAAGAUGAUUACGAUUACCAGGAAGAGAAGACAAAAGAAAUGUCCGAAAAGAAAACGAAAAGAGAUGAAACUGGUCAAGCAGUGAAAGCGAAAAAGUUGUACAUCGAUGAUUAUUCGUACUCACCAGGUUAUCAGAAUGGUUAUUCUCAGGUGAGUAACGGUAAAAAAGAGGAGGACAAGAAAGAAGAGGAUAAAAAGAAAGACGAAGAUGUUAAGAAAGAGGAUAACGUUGACUACGAUAGUGGGUCAUCGUCGGCGGUCACUCCUUCACCUUCAACAAGCUCAACUAAACGGGAAGAUAAUGAAGACUAUGAGAAUGACGAUCUGGAAGGAGCCAAAACAAUCAGGGGAACCGAUGAUUCAGUCAACAAGCAGGGUGAUGAAGAUGAUGGUGGUAACAAUGAGGAAGAUAAUUUAACUGAUAGUGAAGGCGAUGGGGGAAUUAUUAAUGAAGAGAUUGAUGGAGAUAAAUUGACAACAAUUAAGAAAUCAGUUGGCAACGAUGUCAAGAUAACCACCAUGACCGAUAGUUUGGCCUCCGUCCAGGCCAAAAUUGAACAGAUGAAGCGGAUGACCAAUACAACGGGAACCGCUGAAGAUGUUCCCAUAAUUGUUGUUCUGCUUCCUCCCGAUUCUGAGGAAUCAUCAACUCCAUUAACUGCUACAAUUAAGAAACAAUCAAGAAAAAGUAAAUCAAACAAAAGUAAAUCUGAUUAAACAAAAAGUUCAACAAAUCAAAAAGAUUCAUCAUCAUGAUGAUCAUUUACUUUUCCAAUAUAAAGUUUCCAAUUAAUCUAUUUUUUUUUAAUUCUUUAUUAAUUCACUUGAAUUUUUGUUCCCCUUUGUUAACAAUCAAUUGAUUUGUAACAAUUAAUCAAUUACUUUUCUCAUCUCAUCAUAAAAACCUGUAAAUUUCAUCACUUUUCAUCAUUCUGACAAUCAGAAUAAUCAAUUUACUUUCAAUUGAAAGAUAUUCAUAUUCAUCCAAUUAUUAAUUGCUAAUUAACUGUUAUUCUAGAAUUGAUAAUUUAAGUUUUCAUUAUUAAUUCGGUUUUUUUACUUCUCUUGAUUGUGAUUCUUAAAUUAAAAAGUUAAUUGUCAAUCGAAUCA